Molecule: messenger RNA, 1706 nt
Organism: Oppia nitens
Lineage: Eukaryota; Metazoa; Arthropoda; Arachnida; Sarcoptiformes; Oppiidae
Product: acetylcholinesterase-like
Exons: 5
Coding region: 21-1706 (561 amino acids)
Biological process (GO): acetylcholine catabolic process; choline metabolic process
Cellular component (GO): plasma membrane
Molecular function (GO): acetylcholinesterase activity
Source: RefSeq, a predicted model, not a curated record
UAAUUAAGACAACCACCGGUAUGGUCGAGGGAAAGCCUUUGAACGUAUUUGGGUCGACUGUCUACACAUUUCUCGGCAUACCCUACGCGGAACCACCAGUCGGUAAUCGUAGGUUUGCCCGAACGGAACCAAUCAAACGCUGGAAAGGUGUCUAUAAAGCGUUCAACUUUAGCGAUAUGUGUCCGCAUAAAGUUUUACCUAAAAGUUUGGUACCGAUGAGAUAUUUUACCACAAAAAUAUCCGAAGACUGUCUAACACUCAAUAUAUGGACACCCGAUAUUCGGCCAAAAUCGUUGCGCACAGUUAUGAUUUGGGUACACGGAGGGGCUUUCAACUAUAAUUCGGCCAAUCUGUACGAUACCGAUGGCCGAGUAUUAACCACUUAUGGCGAUGUUGUAGUCGUGUCGAUCAACUAUCGAAAUGGUGCACUGGGAUUUUUAAAUGCCCAAACCAUGGACGCACCGGGCAAUAUGGGCAUUCAUGAUCAGGCAUUGGCAUUGUAUUGGAUCAGAGAUAACAUACAGAGAUUUGGUGGCGACCCGAAAAAGUUGGUACCGUUUGGACAGAGUGCCGGUGCUAUUAGCAUUGGUAUACUGAUGGCUAGCGAUUUGACUAAAAAUUUGUUUUCGCGGGCCAUUACGGCCAGUGGCGGCGCACUAUUACCCGGAAUAUUGACAUCGAAAACGGUUCAAAACGGCGAACGGUUUGCCAAACUGGUUGGUUGUGCACAAAACAGAGAGUUUCGGACCAAUCCGUCAAAAGUUAUACAAUGUUUGAGACAAUUGCCUCUCAACCAGAUUAUUGAUGCUCAGACACAAAUAAUGGACUCAUCACAGGUAGCAUUUGUGCCCACACCCGAUGGCUACUAUAAUGACAUUCAGGCACCGGCCAAUCUGCUCAACAGCACUAACCUGUUCUCCAAUAUCAAAGAGCUGUUGGCCGGUGUGGUUCCCAAUGAGGGCUCGUGGCUCAUGCAUGUGACUGCACCGCAAGUUUUCCGACGCCAUACCUAUCCGCUAAUGCGAACACUGGACGAGACUCGCAAUAUGUUUAUGUGGUAUUUGUCGGAAAAAAUUGGAAUUGCGCCCAACAUUGCACAGUUGAUCGCCAAUUCAAUGAUAACGGGACCCGAAGCGGACACACCUAUCAACAAUGUUAACCGGUUGACUAAAGCAAUGGGCGAUAACUCGAUAACAUGUCCGACAAUAUUUAUGGCCGACGAAUUGGUGGCCAGAAAUAAGACCGUUUACAUGUAUCUAUUUGAUCACAAGUCUAAGGCCACCAAAUUUGGCGACUGGCAGGGCGUCAGUCACUACGAGGAGGUGCCCUUUGUCUUCGGGUAUCCAUUGAGACGUACAAAAUAUUUCUCUAAAGAGGAUAUCAAUGUCAGCAAACGUUUGAUGAAAAUUUGGUCACAUUUUGCAAAAAAUGGACGAGUACUUCCACAGUAUGACCUCCCGUGGCCUAAAUAUAGCUCCGAUGAGACCUAUAUGGUGUUACGGGCUAACCAUUCCUCGACUAUCAACAGUUUUCACGAGAGGACGUGCGAAAUAUUUAAGGCAUCAUUCAAAUUCACAUUUGUUGCCACAUUCACCCGGACAGCAUCGGGUGCCGAUACGACCACACGAUUUACCCAAACUAUGACACUGAUCAUAGUGUCGGAAACACCUGAUGGCUGGAUUCACUGGUGGACAACUACGGCUUAG